This is a messenger RNA of Danaus plexippus (monarch butterfly), 2072 nucleotides long. RefSeq names its product endoplasmic reticulum-Golgi intermediate compartment protein 3. Gene Ontology annotation, cellular component: endoplasmic reticulum membrane; endoplasmic reticulum; Golgi membrane. The transcript is spliced from 8 exons. The record is from RefSeq and is a predicted model, not a curated record. Bases 131 to 1288 code for a protein of 385 amino acids. Lineage: Eukaryota; Metazoa; Arthropoda; Insecta; Lepidoptera; Nymphalidae. Gene Ontology annotation, biological process: retrograde vesicle-mediated transport, Golgi to endoplasmic reticulum; endoplasmic reticulum to Golgi vesicle-mediated transport.
ACAGCACAACAGCUGUUUAAUUUUCGAAUAGCCGAUCAAAAGUUUCGUUUAAUUUUAUUUACUAUUAAAGCAAUUGUUUGUAUAAUCGUUUGUGAAUUCUUUAAGUUUGGCUUAGUGAGGUUUUAAUAAUAUGGCUUCUCAAAUAAUUGGUAAAUUUAAACAAUUGGAUGCGUAUGCUAAAACAUUAGAAGAUUUUAGAGUUAAAACAGCGACUGGUGCAAUAAUUACAGUCACGGGUGCGUUUGUAAUGAUUUUACUGAUAGUUUUGGAGUUGCACACGUAUAUGUCUCCUAAUAUAUCAGAAGAGCUAUUUGUGGACACCUCAAGAGGUCAUAAAUUAAGGAUUAAUUUCGAUAUUGUUGUUCCCAGGAUAUCCUGUGAUUAUUUGGUAUUGGAUGCUAUGGACUCAUCAGGUGAACAGCAUCUGCAGAUGGACCACAAUGUACACAAAAGAAGAUUAGAUUUGGAUGGUGUUCCUAUAAAAGAACCAAUAAAGGAGGACAUAUCCCUUUCAUCAACAGUUAAACAAAAUAGUUCAGAAAUAGCCAUAGUUACAUGUGGGAGUUGUUAUGGAGCAGCAUUUAAUGAUUCACAAUGUUGUAAUACUUGCGAAGAUGUUAAAGAAGCAUAUAGAUUAAGACGAUGGGCUCUGCCAGAUCUAGCAACUGUAGAACAAUGUAAGGAUGAUGAUUCAUUAGAAAGAACUAAUCUAGCUCUCAAAGAAGGAUGUCAGAUCUAUGGUUAUAUGGAAGUAAAUAGGGUAGGAGGAAGUUUCCACAUAGCACCAGGUAAAAGUUUCACAAUCAAUCAUGUGCAUGUACAUGAUGUCCAGCCAUUCUCUUCAUCAGUUUUUAACACUACCCAUAUUAUAAGGCACCUAUCAUUUGGUUCAGACAUUGAAAGUGCAAAUACAGCUCCCUUGGAUGGAAUAACAGGUUUAGCCAAAGAAGGUGCUGUUAUGUUUCAGUAUUAUUUAAAAAUAGUUCCAACAAUGUAUGUAAAACUGGAUGGUACCAUUUUACAUACUAAUCAGUUUUCAGUGACAAGACAUCAGAAGUCAGUAUCCAAUAUAAAUGUUGAAUCCGGAAUGCCGGGUGCAUUCUUUAGUUAUGAAUUGUCACCACUCAUGGUUAAAUAUACAGCAAAAGGAAGGUCUAUAGGCCACUUUGCCACAAAUGUCUGUGCAAUUGUAGGUGGAGUGUUCACUGUUGCUGGAAUUUUUGAUACCCUACUGUAUCAUUCACUUAAUGCAUUUCAAAACAAAGUUGUCCUUGGUAAAGCCGGUUAACUUUUCAAUUACAAUGUUUUUAAAAAUGUGUUAUAAACAUCUAUCGUACAUUUUGCAUAGUCCUUGCAAAAUUCUAAAUCUGUGCCCUUAAACAAUGCCAGUAUGGGAACAUAAUUUUCUUUGGUAGGAUCAUAUUGAGCUCUUCCUAAACUUUUUAAAAAGCUGUGCCUCUGUUUAAUUAUAAAAUUUCUGCACAACAAUAUUCCUGGUUGUUGCAGUAUUGUAUUAUGAGGAAUUUGCAUUUCAUUGUGAAUGUACUGGAAUCUUUGUACCAGUGCUUUUUGAUCUGCAACAAAAGUUAAAUGAAUUUAUAAUUUAGCACAUAUGCAAAAAUUUGCUUAAUGAAAAAUGAAGGUUAUAAAAUAAUUAUCUAUUUCUAAUUAAAAUACAAAAAAAAAAAAAUGUUUAAACACUGCUUAAAUUGCACAUUGUUUUUAUAAUCUAUGUAAAUUUAUAAGAUUAUUAUUUUGUAUCAUGUGUUCUUGAUUCAAAUUGUUUACAUAAGAAAAUAUUUCAAAAUAAAUGGAAUUUUUAUAAUAAUAUUAAUUAUUGUUAUAUUAGCAAUGAUUUAUAAUGACAUACAAUUAUAUUUUUAAUUGUAUUAAAACUUACUUAUCAUCCAUAUCUUUGGUUUACUUAAUAUUAAUUGUUUUAUUUCUUCAUCACUAAAUCCAAGUUCCUCUUUGACCACAAAGUUAUUUGUGUUUAUAUGGUGGAGGUUGUAUGUUAUUAUUUUGGGUGCCAUUGUUGCUAGUUCUCUAACCUCAUUGCCACAUAAACUAAA